AUGGCCUCUUCCUCUCGUCCCGCUCUCACUUCAACACCCUUCUCGCCGAAUCAGCUCGGCGCUGUGCGCCACAAAGGAAACCUCGCGCCUCGCCGUACAAAGUAUCGCAAAGCACACAAGAUCACCAUUCCCUUCAACACCGGUGGCUCGACCAAAGGUACCACCGUGCAAGAGGGAGCCUACGGCAUUCGUCUUCUGGCACCGGCACGUCUGUCGGCGAAACAGCUCGUCGCGGCGGAGACGGCGCUCAAGAGGAAGUUGAAGGUCGUCAAAGGAGCACAGGUGUUUUUGAGAGUGUUUCCGGAUAUCCCUGUCUGCAUCAAGGGUAACGAAACUCGUAUGGGUAAAGGUAAAGGUACUUUUGAAUACUGGGCUUGCAGGGCGAACAUGGGUAAAGUCAUCUUCGAGAUCGGUGGUCCCGUCGAGAUCCGACCCGAAGUCGCCAAGGAAGCGCUUCGAUUGGCAUCGGCAAAAUUGCCCGUCCCAACUGAGUUUGUCACCACGGCUUCCAAGCCGAGGAUCGGGAACAAGAUCGUCGAGUCAGUCGACGAUGCCAGCUCUGCUGUCGCUGGCGCACCUGGUAGCACUGCCGAGGCCGUUGCAACGGCUACCACUGUCGCUUCUGCAUAG
Molecule: messenger RNA, 630 nt
Organism: Pseudozyma hubeiensis SY62
Lineage: Eukaryota; Fungi; Basidiomycota; Ustilaginomycetes; Ustilaginales; Ustilaginaceae
Product: likely mitochondrial ribosomal protein L16
Exons: 2
Coding region: 1-630 (209 amino acids)
Biological process (GO): mitochondrial translation
Cellular component (GO): mitochondrial large ribosomal subunit; ribosome
Molecular function (GO): rRNA binding; structural constituent of ribosome
Source: RefSeq, a predicted model, not a curated record